CUAAUAAUUUAUUUCGUUAAUUUUGUUUUGUUUUUGGGUGAACUCUCUGUUCUGGUCCGUUGUCAUUGAUUGAGAUUUGAGAUCGUUUCCUUGGCAAUUGCCAUUGAAGAACAGAAACGUCGUUCCUUUGAAAUUGUAUUUGUUGAUUGUUUCUUCCUUUAUCUUUCAUUGGCAUUUGUGAUUGUAAUUGAUCCGAUAGAGAAAUGAGGGAGAUAAUAAGCGUACACAUAGGACAGGCAGGGAUCCAAGUUGGGAAUGCCUGCUGGGAGCUCUACUGCCUUGAACAUGGAAUUCAACCUGAUGGCAUGAUGCCGAGUGACACCUCUGUUGGUGCGGCACAUGAUGCUUUUAACACCUUCUUCAGCGAAACCGGUUCUGGCCAUCAUGUGCCCAGAGCUAUAUUUGUUGAUUUGGAACCCACGGUUAUUGAUGAAGUCAGAACUGGGACUUACAGACAACUGUUUCAUCCUGAACAACUUAUUUCUGGCAAAGAAGAUGCUGCUAACAAUUUUGCCAGAGGACACUACACAGUGGGGAGGGAAAUUGUGGACCUAUGCCUUGACAGGGUGAGAAAAUUAGCUGAUAAUUGCACUGGUUUGCAAGGGUUUUUGGUCUUUAACGCUGUUGGUGGUGGCACUGGUUCUGGUUUGGGGUCACUACUUCUGGAACGAUUGUCUGUCGAUUAUGGGAAGAAGUCAAAACUUGGUUUCAGCAUUUAUCCUUCUCCUCAGGUCUCCACUGCUGUUGUAGAACCUUACAAUAGCGUGCUCUCCACGCAUUCUCUCCUUGAACAUACAGACGUGGCUGUGCUUCUAGACAAUGAAGCCAUUUAUGAUAUCUGUAGGAGAUCUUUAGACAUUGAAAGGCCAACAUACACCAACUUGAAUAGAUUAAUAUCCCAAACAAUCUCUUCUUUGACCACUUCUUUGAGGUUUGAUGGUGCCAUUAAUGUGGACAUUACAGAGUUUCAAACUAACCUUGUCCCAUAUCCUCGUAUCCACUUUAUGCUCUCAUCUUAUGCCCCUGUAAUCUCCGCCGCCAAGGCUUACCAUGAGCAACUAUCAGUUCCUGAGAUCACAAGUGCUGUAUUUGAGCCCUCAAGUAUGAUGGCCAAGUGUGAUCCGAGGCAUGGGAAGUACAUGGCAUGCUGCUUGAUGUACCGUGGUGACGUCGUACCAAAGGAUGUAAAUGCAGCUGUAGCUACCAUUAAGACAAAGCGAACAGUUCAAUUUGUUGAUUGGUGCCCAACUGGUUUCAAAUGCGGUAUUAACUACGAGCCCCCUUCAGUGGUGCCAGGUGGUGAUCUUGCCAAGGUGCAACGAGCAGUUUGCAUGAUAAGCAACAACACUGCUGUCGCUGAGGUGUUCUCCCGAAUUGACCAUAAAUUCGACCUUAUGUAUUCCAAGCGGGCGUUUGUGCAUUGGUAUGUAGGUGAAGGGAUGGAGGAAGGUGAAUUCUCGGAAGCCCGUGAGGAUCUUGCUGCUCUUGAAAAAGACUAUGAGGAAGUUGGAGCAGAAGGUGCUGAUGACGAGGGUGAAGGGGAAGAUUACUAAAACUUAAUACUUUGGGAUUCAGAAGCUCUCUCUCUUCCUUAUUUUGUUUCUCUAGCUGCAUGUUUUUAUGUUCUUCAUCUUUUGAAUGACAUGUACGUUGUGUUAUGGAAGAAUGCAUGAUAAAGAAUGCAUGAUAAGCAAAAGACUCGAAACAAGUUUUACCUUUAUUGACAUCCCU
Prunus avium (sweet cherry) is the source of this 1731-nucleotide messenger RNA. Its product is annotated as tubulin alpha-3 chain. Lineage: Eukaryota; Viridiplantae; Streptophyta; Magnoliopsida; Rosales; Rosaceae. Gene Ontology annotation, molecular function: GTP binding; structural constituent of cytoskeleton. Gene Ontology annotation, cellular component: microtubule. The record is from RefSeq and is a predicted model, not a curated record. Gene Ontology annotation, biological process: microtubule-based process.